Molecule: messenger RNA, 3445 nt
Organism: Octodon degus (degu)
Lineage: Eukaryota; Metazoa; Chordata; Mammalia; Rodentia; Octodontidae
Gene: CUNH3orf18
Product: chromosome unknown C3orf18 homolog
Exons: 5
Coding region: 1406-1870 (154 amino acids)
Source: RefSeq, a predicted model, not a curated record
UCUUUAUCACAGCCUGAGACACAGCUCAGAGAGGGAUAGUAGGCAGGCAGCUUAGGAUGACACCACUCAUGGAAGGCAGAGUCAGACCCUGACUCCAGCCCUUGUUUGUAUAACCACUGCUCUGCUCUGCCUCCAGGGUUUGAUUUGGUAAAAAUUCAGGACCCAUAAGAUUCAGAGGGCAUGCAGAAUGGUGGGGACACUCUGGAGGCCUUUCCAAAGUGGGGAGGGACUAGGCCUUGGGCCCUGGAGAAUUCCACCAAGUCUUAGGUAGUUUGGGGGACUGACCCAGGGUGGUGGCCUUCCCUAGACUCACAGCUCUCCCUAUAGAAGGACUUGGGGAUAGACAUGCUGCUGAGCCAUCCAUGUGUUCUUAGCAGUAAAGUUUAACUGGCCAGCCUCUUGCCAGGGCAAUUUGCCCAGCAUUACCAAGUGACCCAAUAGUACUUGGAAGACUGGAAACCCACACCUUGCCCAGGCAUUCAGUCUACAAGCUGAACUAGAUAUGGCAUCCUGCCCCUAGAGAUCAGGACGUUUGUGAGGCUAAGGUGAGAGAACUGCUUGAGCCCAUGAGUUCAAGACCAGUUUAAAGUUGGGUAUGGUGGCAUAUACCAAUAAUUCCAGCACUCUGGGAGGUUAGGUAGGAGGAUCAAAAAAUUUGAGCCCAACCUGGACAAUUUAUCAGAUUAACAAGACAGUGUCUCAAAGGGAGUGGAGGAGGAUAAUCUGCUGACCAAGCAAAUCUUGUCAGGCCAAGAUCUGGACACAGUCUGAAUAAGGCUAGAACCACGGCUGGGUUGGCCCCACUCUCACAUGGAAACCUUCCCACCUGUGGCGGCCCACAGUGAGCCAGAGCAUGGGGGCCUGCAGUCUGAAAUAAGUACUGAUGGAGAAGGCAAGAAGGCCUAGAGUCCAUGCAUAAGGCACCCUGCUUUCAGACCUCAUAAAGCCCCUGUUCCUCCAGAGCCUGUGUAGACCUGGGCAGCCCUUUUACAGCAACCUGUUAGACCAGUUUUAAUCUAAAACAAAUUUGAGCUUUGCCAGAAAUUCAACCAGUGGGCUCCCCACCCUUCACCAAUUCAGUUGGGCUACAUAGCCAGUCAACCAGGGAAUCACUCCAGUAGUCACUCUUGGGCAGCAGGCUACGUCUGAGACUGAGACAGAAGAGGCUCCUGGAGGUUUGAUUCUGGCCAAAUCGCAGCCCAGGGAUGGCUGAAGAGUGGCUUGGCAGGCUUUGGGGAAAUGUAGAGAAAAUGGAAGCUGAUAACUCAUCAUGAGUCCAAGGAGAUGCAGAGCACCUGGGGAGACAAGAGCUCCUGUUAUCCAGGAGGCUACCACAGGGGCUGGAGCAUUCCUGAUGUCAGAAGUAAGUGGGCAGGUUGACUGACCACAGGCAUCUAGAAUCGGCAUGAACUCCAAGAUCUCAUCUACUCAGGACUGGUUUAACAGCCGCCCACCCACCACUGAGCCUGACCUGGAGUCUACCACUGAUGGACCCACCUCUGAGACCCUCAGUUCAGAAGCCACAAGCUUCAAUGACACCAGAAUCCCUGAUACAGCUAGUGGUGCAGCUGGUGUGGGUACCAUGCUUCUGUCCUUUGGAAUCAUCACCGUGAUUGGCCUGGCUGUGGCCAUGGUUUUCUACAUCAGGAAGAAGAAGAGGCUGGAGAAACUACGCCAUCAGCUCAUGCCUAUGUACAACUUUGACCCCACGGAGGAACAAGAUGAACUGGAGCAGGAGCUGCUGGAGCAUGGGCGAGAUGCAGCCUCUUUGCAGGCCAUGCAAAGCAAGAGCACUCUCCCCUCCCAAGGACCUCUGCAGAGGCCCAGCCGACUGGUGUUUACUGAUGUAGCCAAUGCCAUCCAUGCGUGAGUGGCCCAAGGACAGGCCUGAACCUCUGGUAAAAGACACCUGCUACAGCGCCCACAGAGCUGCCCACUACCUGAUUGUCAAGACCUAUUCUCAGGACCUGACCUGCCAAGACAGGAAAAGGCUGGCCAGCCCCAGCUGUUCUGCUGACCCACCUGCUGACUCUCCAGGCCAGCCAUCUGGCCACUGACCUCUUCUGCCUGACAGCCCUAGCACAGAGGGCAUUCUCCAUACUAGGCAGAUCCAGAGCCCACAGCUGGCUUCCUUACCUCCUGGCCACACCCCUCACACCAAGGUCUGCUUCUCUAAAUUGGAAGAAAUGGAGAGAGACAUGGGCUGGGAGGGGAAUAGGGAUAUGGGAUGUGGCUGUCCUCUGCCAGGGGGAGACAUUGUUUCUUGAAUCUAGGGCUUCCUCUGGAGUGGGGGGAGAGCAUUCCAGGCAAAAGCAGGGCUGGUGCAAAACAAAAGGGAUGGUAAAAGGCCACUACCCAGGUCAUGGAAACAGGGUAGAAUAGCACCUGUUACAAGCCCUGAGAUGCGCAAGAUGGAGCUGAAACUUCCCAGUAGACAAGAUGCCAGUGAGAAGGGCUGCUCAUACCCAAGGUCCAUGCAAAUCACAGAACAUCCAUGGGGUCUCCCAGCCACCUAUCCUUGGAAGUCAGCUGUUUGCUGUGCCCAGAGAAGGAUAGAAGCUGAGGGAAAAGGAAUUGGAAAAAUUAUGUGGAGGGAUACAGGUUGGAGACCUGCAGAGAGGCCUCACACUCCCAUACAAAUGGGUCCACAGACAGAUGCAUGCCUGUCCCAGCACGGGGUAGGAUGGAGAAUUCUGCAUUGGCUCUACACUCCAAGCCCACCUCCAUGCCGUGCAUGUAGUGGAGGAUCACAUAGGCCACUUCCUCUGACUUCCAUAAUCAGGGGUAACAAGGAAGAGGGAAGUAAAGCCAGGUUCUAUCAUCCACAACAUUUCUUCACUGGGCUCUAUGAGAUGACUCUGGAAUCUGGUCUCAAGGAAAGGUCUGAGGGCAGGGCCUAGGCUGUAGGCUGGUGAGUAGUCCCUUCUACUUGAGAGGGGGUCCACUUUGGGAAAAACACGUAGGAUGCCUAGCCCAUGUUUUCAUCUUCCCCCAUCUAUAUGGGAAGGGCUUCUCAAGAGUGGAGAAGAGGAUCUCUGCCCUUGGCCUCUUUAGCAUUGGAGGGUGGCAGCUCAUGCCAGUGGCAUCUGGGAAGGUUGUUGAGUAGGACAGACCUCAAGGGUUGGGUGAGUCUUCUACACUAAGCAUGCAUGCACUCAUGGCAGUGCACAGAGACAUGUCCCCAUGCCCUGCCUCACGUCACUGUCUUGCCCUGCUUGGAGAGGACACAGGCUGGCACAAACGGAUCUUCCGUUGGCUGUCGGCAGAUGACAGCUUAGGAGGCCCUGUGGGGAAGGUUCUCAAUUUAUUCCCUCCUCUAGAUACUAUAAAUAUAUUAGCACUUGAGCAACUGGAGGGCUGCGGGUAAUUUAGGAUGCACAAAAAGCUGUAAUUUAACUCACAGUAUCUCUAUGUGAGAGCAUUAAAGAUGUAAUUAAGAUGUUUA